This is a messenger RNA of Daucus carota subsp. sativus, 1602 nucleotides long. Its product is annotated as probable WRKY transcription factor 30. Gene Ontology annotation, molecular function: transcription cis-regulatory region binding; DNA-binding transcription factor activity. Gene Ontology annotation, cellular component: nucleus. NCBI's taxonomy places the organism in Eukaryota, Viridiplantae, Streptophyta, Magnoliopsida, Apiales, Apiaceae. The record is from RefSeq and is a predicted model, not a curated record. Gene Ontology annotation, biological process: regulation of DNA-templated transcription. The transcript has 3 exons. The coding region runs from base 236 to 1291 and encodes 351 amino acids.
AUGACCAAAGCAAAGGACAAAUUAAAGUUCAUUUUCAUCACCCAACUUCACAACCUUUUUCCCUCUUGAACAUUUCCUAUAUAGUAUACAAACUCUUCAUUUCUUUCCUCCCACCUUGAUUAGUCAUUACCAUUACACUUCCCUUGCCACAUUCCACUCUUUUCCUCUCUCUCUCUCUCUCUUUUCCAACUCCCUUUAAAAUUCAAAAGAUAAAUCAAGAAUCUCCCUGAACAGUAUGGAAAAGGGUCGGGCUCACAUCAAUACAGAGCUGAAACAGGGGCGGGAGCUGGCUAACCAGCUCAAGCAACACUUUCUUGAAACAACACAACAAUCUAAGCAAACCUGUGAUGCUCUAUUGACAGACAUACUCUCAUCUUAUGAAAAAGCUCUUUCCAUCUUGAAGUCUAAUGCUUUAGGCUUCGAACACCAUUCUCCGGUAAUUAGUAUCAUCAAUUCUCCUCAUUCUUUCACUAGUGAUUCCAGUCCUGCCAGUGACAUCUCUGAUGAACCCUCCAAAAAUGUCUUCAGAAAGAGAAAGGCAUUGCCACAAUGGAGUGAACAAGUUGAGGUUCCUCUGGGGACAGGAGCUCAAGUUCCUCUUGCUGAUGGACACAGCUGGAGAAAAUAUGGGCAGAAGGAUAUUCUAGGAGCCACUUUCCCAAGGGCUUAUUAUCGAUGCACCUAUCGUCACUCGCAAGGCUGUUUGGCUACGAAGCAAGUUCAAAAAUCAGAUGAUGAUUCAUCACUUGUUCAAGUAACAUAUAAAGGAAGUCAUACCUGCAAACAAGGUUCAGAGUCAGGUGCAGGAUUAGUAGUAUCAUUUGGGAAAGAUGAGAAAAGGCAGAAAAAAGGGAGCUACGAACCUAAACCAGAGGAACAAACUCAGGAACAUGAGUUCGAAAAUAUUAUUAGUUUCGGAACAAGCCACAAAACUAAACUGGGAAUAAGUAUGGGAGUGGAAAGACUGCCUUCCUUCUCCUUCCCUUGUGCUAUAGAGGAGUCCUACACCAAAGAUUAUCUCGAUGCCGGGGAAAAUAAUUUCAUGGGCAACACUUAUUCAUCAUAUAUGACACCGGAAACAUCAGAAUGCAGUUAUUUGUCAUUGUCCCCCUACCACAUGAAUAACUUCGGAAUUGCUCAAAAUCUGCAGACUUCAGAGUCAGAUCUCACUGAAAUACUAUCAGCUCCAAACUCAGUCACCAAUUCCCCCAUUGGUGAUUACGAUUUCUCACUUGACCCCGUGGAUUUUGAUCAUAAUAUUUCGCUGGACAUUCUUGAAUUCUUCAAGUAGUGCCAUAUCGGCGUCUCGAUCCUAACUUACAUUUUUUGGGAGGGAUAAAAUUGUCUGCACAAAAGUGACAACGGAAAGUGGACAAUAAUCUCUCAUUGUGCAUGUCGGUCAAGGGUUUUCUUUAGUACAUAGGAGAAUUUUCUCUGUAAUAUAGUUAACUUUAGACUGCUGGGAAUUUCUUUUUUUUGUCCACAUUAAUUAGUUUAUUAGGUACAUCUUUGUAGUUUGUAAUACAGAAGGUUAGAAUUAGCUGAUAUCACUCUAUAAAUCUGUUUCUGGAAAUAUGUCAAUAAAAGUGCUGUGUUUCUACC